Messenger RNA from Scylla paramamosain (green mud crab), 6885 nucleotides. RefSeq names its product DCN1-like protein 3 (gene SCCRO3). Gene Ontology annotation, biological process: protein neddylation. NCBI's taxonomy places the organism in Eukaryota, Metazoa, Arthropoda, Malacostraca, Decapoda, Portunidae. Gene Ontology annotation, molecular function: ubiquitin-like protein binding; ubiquitin conjugating enzyme binding; cullin family protein binding. The record is from RefSeq and is a predicted model, not a curated record. Gene Ontology annotation, cellular component: ubiquitin ligase complex. The transcript has 3 exons. Bases 372 to 1313 code for a protein of 313 amino acids.
AAAUAAAUUUUAAAAAAUCCUUCAAGCAAGAAUGUUCAAAUGGCGCGGGUGUUGAUGUGUAUAAGCGACACACUCCUGGUGCUGCUUCGGAAAGGGAAUCGCGGCCUCUACCUGAGACCCGCGACUCAUGAUGGUCUUGGAAACCCCUCCUGCAUUUAUUUAGCCUGUGAGCACUGUGUUGUUCCUGUGCUGGACUUUGAAGAGAGAUAUAUCGAUGCAGUGCAAUAUGUGCGUGUGAAACCAUGGAUUCAGGACCAUGAUUCCGAGAUGAGGUGAUGGGGCUGAGGGGGCAGAGGGAAGGCUUGGACGUUCGCUGAGGAAGCAAGGAAGGUGCCUGCCCAGUGGGACAGGUGUGGCGGGCAGCGGGACCAAUGGGGAAGUGCCUGUCGUGUCUCAAGGUCCCUCCUCCCGCCCACCAGCAGAACCUCUCACACCAGACCUCACUGCAGCAGCCUCCCCCUCCACUUCGGCAUGAACAUGAGCGAACCAGAGAAGUAAGCGAGAGUGGUAGCAGUCUGAAUGGUGUGGAGGGGCGCUCCCCUGUGCCUCCGCCUGAUGCACAGAGCAAUGGCAGUGGAAAGAAUUCUAUCAUAAUCAGUGCCUCAGAAAAACGUUCAUUUUACUCUAGAAUCCCACCACUGGCCAAGUCAGCAAGCAAUGAAGUGAGAAGAUUAUCAUCCAAGGAUUACUCUGAAGCUAAAAUUAGCAACUUGUUUGAAGUGUAUAAAGAUCAGCAUUGUGAUUAUAUCUUAUCAGAAGGUAUUGAAAACCUCUGUAGAGAUCUUGAUGUUAGACCGGAGGAGUUCAAGGUCUUAGUUCUUGCUUGGAAAUUUGGAGCCGAAACAAUGUGUAGAUUUAGCAGAAGAGAAUUUGUAUCAGGAUGCAAAGCUCUAAAAGUGGACUCCAUUAAAGGUAUACAGUCCAAAUUCUCAGAAAUGCUUAUUGAGGUCCAGGACCCAGAAAAAUUUAAAGACCUCUAUAGAUUCACAUUUAAAUUUGGCCUGGAUGCAGACUCUGGGCAACGAAUCCUACCGUCCGAAAUGGCACUGUUGUUGUGGAAGCUUGUGUUUUCUCAGCGUGAGCCUAGUGUGUUGAAGAGGUGGUUGACAUUCCUCGAAAGACACCCACACAUUCGCGGUAUUCCCAGAGACACUUGGAACAUGUUUCUAAAUUUUACUGAGGCAGUUGGAGAUGACCUCAGCUCAUAUGAUGACACAGAAGCCUGGCCAAGCUUGUUUGAUGACUUUGUGGAAUAUGAAAAUGAUCAGUUGAACCAAAAUAUUUCAAAGGAUCAUAAGGAAGAGAGUGAUUAAUAUAACGUUUCCGCUAGGGUUGUUUCAUGUUUUUAAUCUUCUUUCAUGACAUCGUUGAAGGUCUGCUCGACCUGAUGUUUUUUGCCUAUAUGAAAAGUGCUCAUGGAAUUUAGUUUAGAAGGUGUUACUACUUUGCUGCCAUGACUUUAGUUGUUAAGCUUGGCUGGUGUAGGUUAUAUUGUAUACCAUAACAGAUGUUGGCUUGGAUAUACAAGGUCUGUUCAGAAAGUAUCUGAUGAAAGAAGUAGCUUAGCUUUUGGGUUUUAUUUCUGAUCUCUUUGAAACUAGACUCCUUGUGACUGUAAGCCCAGCUGUCAUUCUAUUACUGGCAAAUUUUGGAAGUCGUGUUUUGGAAUUGGCUGAGUCAUAUGCAUGCACCUAAGACUCAUCCUUGAUGGUCAUGGUCUUAAGGAAGUCAGGACCACUAUUGUCACACUCCAGCACAUCCUGCAUAUCAGUGCAGAGCUGCUAUUGCCUACAUGAAAGGAGCUUGAAUACAAAUUUUGCAGCCACUCUGUCAAAAUAGCAUGUGCAGAAUCAUCCCAGUGUCAUUAACAAUUUCUCAGAUGGUCUUCCAUAUUUAAAUUACACACUUGAUCAAUGACAUGUGGAUGUCAGCUUGUUGGCGGCUGACAAGAGGCUGGUCACUGUCAGCCGAGGUCCAGCUAUCUUAAAACCAUUAAACUAUGUAUUUGGCUAAACUUGAUGCAAUAAUGCAUCAAUGCUCAGUUUGUUGCCAUGGCAUGUAUGGUGAAAAUGGAAUGAGCUUGUGUUACACAGCCACACUUACUGGUAGCAUGGCAGCAAGUAUUUCACUUGGCAAGCCUGCAAAAAAAUUACAUAUGCACAAUAUGGUCUACUACCACUUGGCAUUGGCCUCACCUCUCAGCUUCAGCUGAUUUUUGAGGGAGAAGUAAGUUUGGAUACUUCUUUGAACAGACCUUGUAUUAUACCAAAAUUUGUUUUGAGGGAUUGACUGUCACAAAUAUUCUCUGACAUUAGUAUUCAUCACAAUAGCAAGUGGAUUAGAGACAAGAAGACUUUGCACUGAAGUAAUGAAGUAUGAUCCUGUUUGGAUCAAAUGUGAUAUUUCUACAAAUUUGUGUACUACUUUCAUAUAUGGGGCCGAGUUGUAUUAUAGUCCUCACAUGUAGUGUAAUAUUUACAGUUUGUCUGUUGCAUACACUUAACAUGUUUCAAAAUUUCUUUUAUGUUGUUACCAUAAGAAUCCUAAGGAACAUUUUUAGAAGUCUGCAAAUGACAUAAGUCGCAGUGCCUGCAGCAGACCGCCACAGGUUAACUUAGGCCCUCUAGUAAUAUAUUGGGAUUACAAAGUAACUUUUGCAUGCAUGUUUCUAUUGGUUGAAAGUACUUUAUAUUUCUGUUAUUUUUGCUCAACACUUACCUGUAAUUAUUAGGAAGUUAAUUUGCCCACUGACUGUCCAUGACUAGAUUCUCUUUCAUCAGUUAAGUGUCAUGAGAUUUUAUCACCACUUCCAUAAGAAAUGGCUGUUAUUUUAUUUCUACUGAAGGAUUUUUUUUAUAAUGUUGAGUUGAUAACCACACAGGUUGUUUUUCUUUUUUGCAUACACUCAUCAUUGGAUUCACUUAAAGACUUCAUGGCACCAUGAAUAGUGAAGUGGUGUGUGCCAGCAUUGGCAGACCUGGGCAUGUGCAUCCUUCAAGCUGAUUGAUUAUGAACCAGUCAUAGAGAAAUAACACUGAUGCACUGAAUUGGUCAUAUUGCAAACUUUUGUCUCACGAGGAAUCUAUGACAAUCUUACAGUGUAAUAUAAUUUAAUGUUCUGUUCUUUAUGCUAAUUUUAACUACAUUAAACUUGCACUUCUUUUCUCAUUACAUUGUACCUUAUUUAGCAUUGAUGUCAAGUGACGAGAAGACUCCAAAUUGUACAUAACACAUGGGAUACACUUGUACAUAACUUGAAGAAAUGUGAUUCUGUCUCUUGGUAGCUGAGGAUUGCAAAGCAUUCAGGUUGUUGAAGGUUUUCACUGAUGGGCAAGCAAUUACUCUUCUUGAAUUAUAGAAUAGGGUGUGUGUUGUGUGAAAGGUCACAGCCUUACCCAUAGAGGGGACUAUAUAAGCCCUAAGCCCUUCCUGAAACAGAAUAACUUAUGAUCACAACUCCAGUGUGUGAUCCUGAAGACUGGUGAAUUACACAUGCACGUCCAGGAGAGCAGGGUUGUUGGUCUUCCACUCCUGCUGCACCACACAUAUAUACAGGAGGGCAGGAUUGCUAGCCUUAUGCUUUUGCUGGGCUACAAUGUCACAACUCCACAGCUUGCAUCCUUUACCUUUUCUUUGCUAGUUGACUGAACUACAGUAUGAAAGGAAAUGAGUAAAAUAUCAUCUCUGCCUUGACCAGGAUUCAAAUUUGAGUACUAUCAGCUGUGAGCUGAAUGUGCUAACCCUCACACCACUGGAGUGAUUCACUACAAAGCAAAGGAAAAGUAUUGGUACUGUACUAGUGUUAAGAUACAGAUAAAUAUAAAGCAACUACUUAGACAGUAGUGUCAAGCUUUUUACUAAAGUGAGAAAUGACUGUAAAAAGCUGUUUUGUGAAAAGCAAUUUUGAGUGUUGCAAGCAUGUGUUACCAACGUUUAUUUUCAUUAACUUAUGUACUCUCUUUUAUUUUAUUUUAUUCUCUAAUUUGAAAAAAUGGCAAGAAUUUCAGGAAUGUUUAUGUUAAUACAGCAUCUCAGAAAGUGAAAAUGACCAAAAAUUACAUAAAGCAUAGGAAGCAUUCUUUAAUUACACUGUCAGUCUGCAGUUUAUCAAAUUUGUUUAAUUCAUCCAUUUAUGAUUUGUAAAGGUAUAAAUAUGCUUUUUUUUUUCUUUUCUUUUUUUUUUUUUCUUUUUUUUUUUCCCCUAACAUCUUGAGAGCCGUAUUGAAAUUGUAAUCACCCUUCAGAUCACAUAUCACGCGUAGCUUUAACAGUGUAUUCCUAUAUGAGUGCAGGUUCUUAUCUCAAUUACUUAUAAGCUCAUUAUUUUAGUUACAGCAAUACUGCAGUUUUCAUUUAUGUACUCUUAUAUUUCUUGCUGUUGAUUCUUGAAAUGUUUUAGGGCUAACUUGACAGUGUGGAUUUUUUGUGCUACACUUUUAAGAUUUCUAUAAAAUUUGAUGGUAAUGAAGACGUGGGUUUUUUUCAUAAAGCAGCUUCAUCAAGUUUGAUGUUCCAUAGACUUUAUUUUUAUGAAAAAUAUCUCAUUUAUUUGUUACCAUCAUUUGAAGCUGUAAGUUUUGGAUGUAGCAUCUUGUAGUGGGUGUGAGUUCCUGUUACAUUUAAAAUUUUGUGUUGCUAUCGUAACCACAAAGCAGUUAUUUGUCCACCCAUUGUUGAUUUCAUUGCUUUUUGGGUUGAUGGAUGAGUUUAAGAGUGUUUUAAAUGCUUAAAGAAAUAGUUGUUUAUUAGUAUCUGCACUUGAUAGUGAAUGUUUGAUGUAUGUAUGUGCUGAGUGGACAUUUAUUUAUUAGAUGAGCGUGCAAUUUUACACGAUACAAAUUUAAUAUUCUCAUGGGAUUAAAGUCAAGGAAAAAUGGAUAGACUUUAGAAUAACCAAAGUUGAUGCUAAAAGUGAAAAGAAAACACUGAAUCUCUUUACCAUUAAGUUAUCAUGUGGGAAUAUUUGUACAGCAACAUGACAAGGUCUUUAGACAGGGAUAGCCCUAAUGUUCCUUCUGUGCUUAGUGAUUGCAGACUUUGGAAAUAUUUUUGUACAAUGCUUAUAUUUCAUGCAGAUGUCUGUACCUGUUUAAUAUUGGUAGAAGUGACUCCCUUUUCUUUAUGUUUAUCCAAAGGCUCCUUAGUGAAGCCAGACUUGGUAUAGUUGUGGUAUGAAGUUUAGUAACUUUCUGCUCUCUCUUCUACUAAUUUAGGUUUUCCCUCAAUCUGAAGUCCUCAGAUCUACUGACAAUCUCCUUACAAAACUUGACACUUGAUGGAUUCUCAGCAGAUGAGGGGACUUAACAUUGAGGGAAAACACUAAACACAGUGGAAAUGAGUGAGGCAUGUUACACAGCUAUCAGCCGUCACUGUGCCACACUACAUGGAGUGAUACUCAGCAGGGUUCCCCUCACAGGUUGUAACCUAUGGCAGUCACCUCCUUUCUAUGUAGUGUGUAGUAAAGUCUUCACGAAAAUUGAUUGGAUUCUUGUUAGCUGCUGCAUUAGGAUAGGAGGUAGUUUAGAUGGAUAUAGUGUGAAAUUGUGUGAAACCUACAGGAUGGAGAACUGAUCCCCAGGGCACAUUGUAAUAUGUAGAAAUUGUAACUUAUUUUUGCCAUUAUUUAAUUUGUUUUUAAAUCUCAUUUGGUUAUAAUUGCACUGUGUGCUUGUAAUGUGUAGCACUUUUUGUCAUUAAGAAUUAAGCAUGAGUAAAUUUACAGUCUGUUUCUGUAUAUGUGGUCUGAUAUGAUCAUAGUUUGCUGUGGCAUUCAAUUGAUUAGCUGUUCAUGUUGAAAGGUGAACCUUUAAUAUAUUAUAAAAAAGGAAAUUGCAUGAAGCAAGAAUCUUCUAGUCAGAUGCCAGUCACAUUUAUACUGAAGAGAAAGAACUUUUGAUAAAAGAAUAAUAAUAAUUAAACUAUAUUUACUCUUGGCAGGCAAAAAUGUGGCCCUGGUAAUGUUGCACACUCCAUUAUUGUAAAUGUGAGAACACUGAAGUCAGAGAAAAGUGCACUAAUAGAUUGAAAUAGUUAUGCAGUGUAGGAAGUGAGUGGCAGUAGAUGUUUGGGAAUGGCAGGGUUAUUAGAAGUCAGCAAAUUUCAUUCAUUAUAUCUCAAGCAGUAUAACAAAUAGUAGGAUACAAAUGGAAGAGCCUUUGAUAAGAAAGGAUGAGGUGCUGGGAGAUCUAAUUCUCUUUGUAAUCAUCCUCUUGAGUUUGAUACGAAGGACUGGUGUCAUUGUUAGACUAGAAACACGAGAUGAGCAGAGGAUCUAAGGGUUCAGAUCUUAUGUAAUGCAUUCUCUUGUAAUUCAAAACUUUAUGCAAACUUGUAGCAACGUUACCCAUAUGGGAAAGUACUCCCUUUAGGGCAAGGAGAAAUGUAGAUAACUAUUAGUAUUACUUUAUUAUUUAUACACAUUAUUUUUAACUCAAGUAAAGAAUAUUAAGAACUUCAUGAUUCUCACUUGAUCAUAAAAUCAGGCUGGUGAACCUGUAUCUGACCGAUUGCUUUUUUUUUUUUUUUUUUUUUUUUUAUAAAUAACUUUAAAAAAUGCAGAAAGUAUGUACUGUUAAAAUUCUGGAAAACACUCAUGCAGUCAGUGCUUCAUGUAAUGCAUCUUUUACUUCCUGGUCAACAUGUUUGUUUUCUGUACAUAAGUGAGCAUAAGUUGAUGUUCACCUACAGGGAAAAAUGUAGGGCUGUAUGUAAACUUUGGCAGCUUUAAAUACACUUUUAAUUGGUUCCUUAUGACAUGUGUCCAGUGCUUAGAUAUCUUUCAGUAUACACACACACACACACACACACACACACACACACACACACACACACACACACACACACACACACACACACACACACACACACACACACACACACACACAC